Paracoccidioides brasiliensis Pb18 is the source of this 1761-nucleotide messenger RNA. RefSeq names its product methylmalonate-semialdehyde dehydrogenase (acylating). Gene Ontology annotation, biological process: thymine catabolic process; L-valine catabolic process. Gene Ontology annotation, molecular function: malonate-semialdehyde dehydrogenase (acetylating, [NAD(P)+]) activity; methylmalonate-semialdehyde dehydrogenase (acylating, NAD+) activity. Gene Ontology annotation, cellular component: mitochondrion. The coding region runs from base 1 to 1761 and encodes 586 amino acids. The transcript has 4 exons. The record is from RefSeq and is a predicted model, not a curated record.
AUGGCUGCCCGUCUUUCCGUUGCUCGGUCCAUCCCCACCUUCACCGCCCGCCAAUCGAUCUCUCCCCGCAUCCCCUUCACCACCACCCGCAGCAUCACAGCCAGCACAACCAGCACAACUAGUAGAAUGGCCGCAACUGCGUCUAGAUCCCACACUGCAGUUCGCAGAUUACACGCCACAGCCCAGCACCUGAGCCCAGCCUCCGCAUCUGCCCCUUACCCAGCCGACAACUAUCCCACAAGCCAUGCACCCAUCUCCAGCCCCGUCGACACCUGCAACUUUAUCGAUAACAAAUUCCUCCCCUCCAGCACCACCUCAUGGAUCGACCUGCAUGACCCGGCGACCAACAACCUCGUCACCCGCGUACCCCAAAGCACAGAUGCGGAACUGCGCGCCGCGGUCGAGAGCGCCCAGAAGGCAUUCCCCGCAUGGCGCAGCACCAGCAUCUUGGCCAGACAGCAGAUCAUCUUCAAGUUCGUCAAUUUGAUCCGCGCAAAUUGGGAUCGUCUGGCUGCUAGCAUCACUCUUGAGCAAGGGAAGACCUUUGCAGAUGCUAAGGGAGAUGUGCUGAGAGGCCUGCAGGUCGCUGAGACUGCCUGCGGCAUCACCACACAGAUCACCGGUGAGGUGCUGGAGGUUGCUAAGGAUAUGGAGACGAGGAGCUAUAGAGAGCCAUUGGGUGUGGUUGCGGCCAUUUGCCCGUUCAACUUCCCUGCUAUGAUUCCUCUCUGGUCCAUCCCCACAGCCACAGUCACCGGCAACUGCUUGAUUCUCAAGCCAUCCGAGCGCGAUCCCGGAGCUGCCAUGAUUCUUGCUGAACUCGCCAAGGAAGCCGGAUUCCCCAACGGAGUCAUCAACGUCAUCCACGGUUCCGCAAAGACAGUCGACUUCAUACUCGACGAGCCUGCCAUCAAGGCUAUCAGCUUUGUUGGCAGCAACCGUGCCGGUGAAUACAUCUACACCCGUGGGUCUGCCAACGGAAAGCGAGUCCAGGCCAACUUGGGCGCCAAGAACCAUGCCGCCGUCUUGCCGGAUUGCAACAAGAACCACGCCUUGAACGCCAUCACUGGUGCUACGUUUGGUGCUGCUGGACAACGAUGCAUGGCAUUGAGCACCCUCGUCAUGGUUGGGGAGACUAAGGAGUGGCUCCCGGAAAUUGCAGAGCGAGCCAAGGCCCUGAAGGUCAACGGUGGCUUUGAAGAAGGUGCCGAUUUGGGACCGGUCAUCAGCCCCGAGAGCAAGAAACGAAUUGAGGACCUCAUUGCUAGUGCUGAGAAAGAGGGUGCUACUAUCCUACUUGAUGGUCGUGGAUACAAGCCUGCGAAAUACCCCAAUGGCAACUGGGUCGGUCCAACAAUCAUCACCAACGUAAAGCCACACAUGCGCUGCUACAAGGAAGAAAUCUUCGGCCCUGUCCUCGUCUGCCUCGAAGUCGAAACCAUCGACGACGCCAUCUCCCUCAUCAACGCGAAUGAAUACGGCAACGGCGCUGCUGUCUUCACCUGCUCAGGUCCCACUGCCACUAAGUUCCAGCGCGAGCUUGAGGCGGGCCAGAUUGGUAUUAAUGUUCCCAUCCCCGUGCCCCUCCCCAUGUUCUCCUUCACAGGUAACAAGAAGAGCAUCGCCGGGGGCGGCGCGAACACCUUCUAUGGCAAGCCCGGCUUGCAAUUCUACACACAACAGAAGACUGUCACAAGUCUGUGGCGCAGUGAGGAUGCGGUUAAUACAAAGGCGAGCGUCGUGAUGCCUACGCAUAGUUAA